Hydra vulgaris (swiftwater hydra) is the source of this 1555-nucleotide messenger RNA. RefSeq lists its product as uncharacterized. The record is from RefSeq and is a predicted model, not a curated record. NCBI's taxonomy places the organism in Eukaryota, Metazoa, Cnidaria, Hydrozoa, Anthoathecata, Hydridae.
UUCAUUUUUUUUUGUUGCAGUUAAAUUAUACAAGUAUUUAACAUAAAAUGGUUGGCAGAAUUAAUAGCAUUGCAAUUGAUGACAGUAAAACAAGUGAACUAGCAUUUGAUUGGUAUGUUCAGCAUUAUCAUCGUUCUGAGGAUUCAUUGACAAUAUUUCAUUUGCAACAAAUCCCAAAAAUUCCAGCAAUGGGUUUAUUAUCUGGAUCUAUUGAAAUAAAUGAUGAGUAUAGGGCUAUCAUUCGUGAUAGUGUAGAAAAAACACGAGCUUUAUUGCAAAAAUACAAAGCACUUUGUCAUUCAUUCAACAUAGAAUUUAAAGUUGUUUUAAAUGACUCUUAUUCAUCACCAGGCAAAAUGAUUGUUGAUAUGGCUAAAACUCAUAAUGUAGAUGUCAUAAUUACUGGACAGAGAGGCUUGAGUCAAUUAAGUAAAUUUUUUUUAGGUAGUACCAGUGAUUAUGUUUUGCAUAAUUCUCAUGUACCUGUUAUUGUUAUUCCUCCUCAAAUUAAUUCUACUGAGUAAAUUUAUAUGCUCUGUUGCUGUGCCAAGUUGUGACCUUGUCUUCCAACAACCUAAGCAACAAUGAGAGAAAAAAAAAAAGAAGGGACAAAAGUUGCAUUCUGAUUUUCAAAGUCUUUAGACUACAUUUGAAUGAUUUUUAUUUUCCAAUUAUUUAAUUAAAGACUUCUUGAAUAUAACUAAAUCAAAACUAAUUUUAAUUGUAUUCUGCAUGUUUGUGUGUGUAUGCGUGUGUGUGUGUGUGUUUGCAUAAAGUUAUACUAUAAACACUUUUUUAUGUGUUUUGUAUAUCAUAUUGAGAAGGCUUUGAGUGCUUUAAACGUAAUUAAUAAUUUGAGAAUAAGAUCUUAUUUUUGAAUGUUUUACUUUUUUAAAUAAUGCAAUUUAAAUUUUAUAGAGUUUAUUUGAUUUAUCAAAAACACUUUAAAUUUUUUUAUUACUGUAACCUUAUGUCUGUAAAUAUAUACUAUUAGUUAUUUUAAUGUACUGUUUUUUAUUGUUGGGAAGGGUAAGAGUCUCUUAUUAUUACAAAAAUUUUCUUGUUCUUUUUGUUCUACUAGUAUUUACUUUUCUGGUAUAGAAAACAGCAAUACUAAUUAGCAAUUUUUGAAUGGAACAAUCAGAAAUUUUACCUGAUAAAGUAGAGAGUGCCUUGAAACAAAACAUCAAUUUGUUACUUACAAAAAAUAAAGAACACAAUGCAAAUCAAGAACAAGUAAUAUCUUGUGCAAUCGAGAACUUUUACUCUUCUCUGCAAGAGCUGCGUUCAUUUUUUAUCCAAUCAAAACAACUUCACAAAGAGUUAAAUGAAUCAUUUUAUGAACAACUUGAAGUGAAGAACAUGAAAGAUGAAUUGCAACGAAAAAAUAAUCUUCUGAAAGAGCAGUCAAAAAAAUUGUCAAGAUACAGAGCUGAGCUGGAGGUGAUACAAGAAGCUCAGCUUCAGGCUUUAUCCAUGCGAUAACUUUUUAAGGAAGGCUGAAAAUGUUUUAUCAAUAUUUGUAUUUUUUAUUUCAUUCGUGUUUUUUGUUUCA